Molecule: messenger RNA, 6094 nt
Organism: Lytechinus pictus (painted urchin)
Lineage: Eukaryota; Metazoa; Echinodermata; Echinoidea; Temnopleuroida; Toxopneustidae
Product: double-strand-break repair protein rad21 homolog
Exons: 13
Coding region: 257-2098 (613 amino acids)
Biological process (GO): sister chromatid cohesion; replication-born double-strand break repair via sister chromatid exchange
Cellular component (GO): cohesin complex
Molecular function (GO): protein binding; chromatin binding
Source: RefSeq, a predicted model, not a curated record
AUUUCAAAAAGUAUGUUUGGGCGGGAAACAAAUUAGAGACGCCAUCUUGAGCGUCGGUACGAAAAAUCGUCUGACUGAUGUGUUUUUGAACGCGAAAAUCAUCACUUUGGGUCGAAUCACAAUUGCUCUGCGCCUGUAUGUGGUGUUUCCAUAUGGAGAUAUAUGAUACAUAAUUGUACAAGUGAUAAAGUGUACUUCUCUUUGGGGCUGAAAGACAAACCUUUGAAGAGUAACUGCAGCAGCAGCAGAGGUCAUCAUGUUUUAUGCACAUUAUGUGCUGAGUAAGAAGGGGCCCUUGGCCAAGAUUUGGUUGGCUGCCCACUGGGACAAGAAGUUGACAAAAGCUCAUGUAUUUGAGACAAAUGUUUCAUCAUGUGUGGACAGCAUCAUUCAUCCAAAAGUCAAGAUGGCAUUGCGAACUUCUGGGCACUUGCUGCUUGGAGUUGUGAGAAUCCACAGUAGGAAGGCUAAGUACCUCUUGGCCGAUUGUAAUGAAGCCUUUGUCAAGAUCAAAAUGGCCUUCAGGCCUGGUGUUGUGGAUUUACCUGAAGAGAACAGGGAAGCAGCAUUCACAGCCAUCACGUUGCCAGAGGUCUUUCAUGACUUUGAUACAGCUGUUCCUGACCUCAAUGAUGCAGAGGUCCAGAAGCAGUUCGCCCUAAAUCAGAGCCGAGUAGAAGAAAUAACGAUGAAAGAAGAUCUUGGCAACAUCACUCUCACACAAGAUGAUGCCUUUGGUGACAUCACGUUCGAUGACCGUGAGAUGAUGCGCGAUGCCCCCAACAUCGAUGAUUCCCUCUACAAGCGUGGCUCAGACGAGUCCACCAUGCUGAGUGAGAUGGGUAACAGGAAGGACAACAACACCAUCGACACCACCCUGGAGAAGCCCAUGGACCUUGGUCUGGAUGAGCCUAUCAGAGAUGAUGGCUUCGGAGCAGAGAUGGGCAUGGGGAGUGGCAUCCUUGGCAAUGAGUUUAUGGGACCUGAAGAAGGUUUAUUUGAUGAGCAACCAGAGAUUCAUGCUGGUGAAGUGCCCAUGGGAGGUACUGCAUCAGGAGAAAGCAGUCCAGAAAGGCCGAAUGAACCAGAGAAACAAAUGCCAGGUCAACCGAUGGAGCAAGGGGAGGAUGUUGCUGAACAACCUGUAGCAGAUCAAACAACACUGGUACCAAAUGAUGAGGAUGCAUUUGCCCUUGAACCAAUUGACAUUUCAGCUGGCAUGAAAGAGACUAGACAGAGACGCAAGAGGAAACUGAUUGUUGACGAGAUGAAGGAACUGGCCGGGGAUGUCAUCAAAUCGCAACUCAAAGACACAUCCGACAUCGUGGCCACCCUAGACCUUGCCCCACCCACCAAGAAACUCAUGCUGUGGAAGGAGACUGGCGGUGCUGAGAAACUCUUCUGUCUGCCAGCAAGGCAACACACAUCAAUAUUCAUCCUGUCUAUUUAUAGACGGAAUCUCACGGCCGACAUUCCCAAAGAUCUCAAGAUUGUCCGAGAUGAAGACUUUGAGCUUGAAGAGCCUGAAGUACAGCGAAGAGUAGAGCACCACGACUUCACCCUUGAGGCUACCAGAGACCAGACGUCACUAUCCAUCGACGAACCCUCAAGGAUUGAGGAGCAGCCCAGUACCUCCGCUACACCCGCCCCUCCUGCUCCAGCCGACUUGCCCAUCCCCAUAUCCAGGAGAUCCUCAUCAUCGGACGGCGGUGACUACGGUGGGGACCUCUUCGCUGGCGACUACGAUGAUGAUUAUGAUAUCCCGUCAGUGGCACCCCAGUCUGUCGGACCACGCGAUGUUGAAGAACCCGAGGAGGAAGAAGAGCUCCAAGAGGGCGAAGACCAGGAAGCACAUGAAGAGAGGAAACUCAACAAGAGAGCACAUAACAUGUUGACAGCUAUCAAUACCAGACUACAGACGUCAUCUGACGUAUCAUUCAAGCAUGACCUCACGAUGCGACUGAACAGGAAGCAAGCUGCAGCCAAAUUCUACACCCUCUUAGUCCUGAAGAAGCAGCAAGCCAUCGAUGUCUUCCAGAACGUCACGUACGGAGACAUCACCAUCCAGAGCGGGCCCAUGCUAGAGGGGGUUGCAUAGGCAGCUUGGGGGGGUUUCACCCAGUACCCUCGCCGCUAACCGCAACCAGUUAUUACAUUGAACAAUCUCAAAGACAUGGCCAUCGUAUCAAGUCCCUUGGCAUAAUCAGUGUGAAUAAGUCUGCAGGGCUGCCAGGUCUCCCCGAUUUCCAGAGACACACUGAAAGUUGACUGAUUUUUUAGUGAAACACUGCAGAUUCUCGACAUCUUCCUGAUUCAUACGUAGAUUUCUUUCGUCAGAUUGAGUGUAAUUGGGAGGGAUUUCCCUCCCUCCCACAGUAAAUUCUUCCAGAAAGGUGAAUAUCAAAGUUGGCAGCACCGAGUCCGUUGCUGCAUCCUCAUCUGUGUAAAAUCAACCCUAGGAGGAUGCUAUUUAGACAUACAGAGUUCUUUUCUAGAGAUCAUUGUCAUCGACUCUUUGCAUCAAGACUAAGUUCCCUACAACCAUCAUUCAUCUCGCCCCUGAGGUUCAUUCGCACUGGAUGGAAAAGGAAGUACAUGUACCAGUCAAGAAUUCAGUCCUAGAACAGAGAUGUCAGGCUUUUGCCAGGACUGUGGCAUGUUAUUGCAGCUGCCUGAUGAUAGUGGAUUUUACAAGUGGUUUAGAUGCACAUCAAGUCGAUUGCAAUGCAUUUUCAAGCGAGACGGGAAUGAUUUCACCUGACAAACUCAUUGAUUUUACAGAAAGCUGUUUUAGUCCCUUAUAUCCAGUUGACAAAUUUCAUUCAUAGGUUUUAUUACCUGAAAGUUUGCUUGAUUUUCUCCACUUCAUGUAAAUGCUUUGUUCCAUCAAUAGAUCUUAUACACUAACUCAGCUCGGAAAUAACCCUCUUCGCCCAUGUGAUUUUCAAAAUAAAUUUGACCAACAUUUUCAUUAUUGAUGGUAUUUGAUCCAAUUGUAAAAAGUGUGUACAGUGAUGUAGAAUUUCUGCUGCUGCUGCAAAGACUGGGAAUCCUAACAUUGUGAUUAUCUUAUUCUUUCCAAUGGAAAGCAUACCAGUUAUAUUUAUAUGGCAGUUAUUUCACCAUUCAAGAGAUGUUCGUGUAUUUACACAGUAUUUGUUCUGAGUCGUAAUGUGGAAUAUAAGGUUUGAUAAUACUUUCCAUGAAUGAAGAAAUUUUCAUAUUUUUAUAGGAAUUUUUUAAAAAGUUACAGAUGUCGAAUUGAAUUGGAAUAUUUUCACAAACAAACCUCAUUGAAAUUCAAAAUGCUAUGAGGAAAAAUGUCUUGAUAAAUAUGGAAGGCUUAUUCUUCAUCUUACAUUUACGAUGACUAUUUCAGAUUUUGUGAAGAGUGCUUUUAAUACCGUUUAGCAUUGUUAGAGACAAUAUAAAUCCUAAACGUUGUCCACAAUGUUUUUAAAGGAAAUAACUUGUUUUUAAACUUAACGUUGGUUUUAUCGAAUGAUACUGGUAUUUGGAAAUGCUUUUAUAAUCAAUUACUGAUUUCAUUAAGUUAUAAGAUUUCCUUGAUUUCAUAAAUGACUGACAAAAAGUUUGCUGACCAAUUCCAUGCUAGAUUGACUGAAAUGGUGUUUAAUUUCAAUCUAGGUCCAUUUUUACUGUAAAGUCGUCUUCUAUUGUACAUAACAUAGAUUAUCUCAACCUCCAUAUUUGUAGGAAUAUUUCAUUUAGCUAUUUAUUUGGCCAUCAAUAAAACAGUGAAUACAUGCUGGAUUCUCAAAUUAAUGUACAUGUAGACUGGUUUGAUUAUACUCGAAAAAAAUCUGUUUGAUGAAAUUCUGUGAAUUAAUCUCUGUAGCUGAUUCUUAUUCGACAAUAUUUGUGUGUCAAUGGCUCUUUGAUUUUAACCAAACACUCUUAUAGCUAGUCUUUUGAUCAAGGGUUCAGGCUGGUUUUGGGGAAGGGGAGGUACCUCCCUCCCCCCCCCCAUGCUUCCAAAAUUCAGUCAACCCCCAACUUUACCCUGCCCCCCCCCCCCCCCCACCAAGAUGUGCAGUGCACAGUGGAAUUGCUUUUGAAGCUGUUGAAAGCAGAAAGGGGGGGGGGGUAUUUGGGGGCUUGCAAGGGAAGGAAAAAUACUGUUUGCCUUGUGCCCCCCACCUUCCCUUGUUAGAUCUACAUGCACAUAAAACGGCAUAAACAUGGUAUCAGCCUCCCAGAACUGGUAAUUUUGUAGUAAUGUACUAGUGUUUAAAAUUGUGAAAUGCAAAUACUUUUUCAGAGUUUCCAUUUCCUCUUGAUAUAUAGACUUCUGCCUUUGAAAUUGAGUUUGUCCAAUUGCUGAUGGUUCCUCAAACAUCAACGAUUCAUUGUCAUACCAGUUGAAUAUAUUGCCUGAAUUGUGUACUAUUGUUUGUCCUAUUGUUCUCAAUAGCUUGUUCAAAAUGCGUCUUAGAUGUUUGAAUGUUGUUACACAGUUUGCCAAAAAUUUCACUUGCAUUUCUUAUAUAUUGUACACAUAGCACAAUGCCAUCAUUUUCAAUGAGCACUUUUGUUCGAUAAGAAAAGGAGCUAAUUAGAAUAAGUAAUGCUAGAUAUCUUCUUUCUAUCUAGGAUAUGCUGUAGCUGAGUCAGUUGUCAAAUAUGUCGGGAACAAAUUUGCAACAGUCAAACCUGCUCCAACAUAAGAAAUAUACAUCCAAGAAUGCAAAGAUUCUCCAUCAUUGGUAUUUUUUUUUUUGAAACACCUUGUUCUAAUUCCCAGAAACCAUCUUACAUGAUGUAUCUGCAUAAUUGACCAGGGGCCUGUAACACAGAGCUUAGCAAUGAUCGUGGAACAUUUUUUUACGAUUGAUUCCAUUGACUACAAUGUACAAUCAAUCGUGAAAAUCAAGCGUAUGAUUAAUCGCUAACCUUUGUCUUACCGGACCCAGGCCGUAUUCUGAACUCUGGUUUGAAAUUGUGGUUAAACUGUGGAUAGCCAAUGGUGGCACAAGUCUCUGUCAGUACAUGUUCUAUUUAUCAACUCAUUGACACAGUGACACUGGAAUCAUUCAUAACUCUCUGGGAAUGUUUACCAAGGUCAGACCUGCCAACCAGUACGUUUUAGCCGUAUUUAGUACGUUUUUGCAACCAAAAUACGGCAGUACGUUCUUUUCUUUUAAAAAUAUGUUUUUUGUAUUAAAAAAAAAAAAAAAAAAAUCAUCUCUAUAUGUCUCUAUUUCAUAAAACGUACAUAAAUAUGGUUAUUAGAUCAAUGUAAUUUCAGGUAACUUGUUUUUUUUUUCAAUCAUUUUGUAAAAACCAGGGUGAGAUAUACACAAGUUUCAAUGGUUUUUUUUUCAUCUGCAAGAGCAGUGCGCAUUUUAGCUUGCAUGCAGCUUGAGCGCCGUGAUGGGCGAGUGCGCCAAGCAUUUUAUUAUGAAAUACACUUUUUGGGGGGAAAAUACAGUUUUUUGUAUCACAGAAUACAUUUUUUCAUUCCCAGAGGUUGGCAGGUCUGCAAGGUAUAUUUCUUCAUCAUGAAAGCAAGAGGAAAUAAAGUAAUAAAUGUGAGAAAUAUGCAAUGUAAACAAAAUUGUGGAUUUUUGGCUUCCCAUAAUUUAAGCACAUGGUCUAAAGUUAACUUGGACUACAGAAUAUGGGUUUUAUAGAUACUUUUGUCAUUAGCAUUCAUGUACUUGACUUCCUAAAAAUCCUACCAAGAAAGCAAAGAACUAGAACAUCUUUUUUCACUUUUAAUUAAAACAUUUUAAAAAGUCUGUGAUUAGUAAUUAUACUUUUGUCAUUUUCAUGAAGUUUGCUAAAAAUGUAAUUUUGUUCUAAAUUGCCCAUCCUAACUUUCCUUUUUUUCUACUGAUGUAAAUAUCACUUUGUAAAUAGAGAUACUCCUGUACUAUUCCCUUUUUGUUUUAACAGUAGCUUUCAUUCCUUAUUGUCCUGUAUAAGAUCCAUUGUUUGUUUUUUUAGAUGAUAUAUAACUUUUGCCCUGACCUGUAUCUUUUUUGUUUCUUUUGUAUUUAAGUUGAAAUGUGUAAAUAUGAAAUGAAUAUGAUAAAAUUAAAAAGGUAUUCCAAGUUGGAUUUACAAGUCA